UUUACCUCAGAAAUACGGCACUGAAGUUACAAAAUGUGUCUUGGAAACUUCUGGAAAUCAGAGGUCAGUUUGAUUUUGUCGCUAAGCAACGAGUCAACAAAAAACAACAGGCUGAAGGCAGAGGCAACAUGUCGUCCAGUUACUCGGCAAACCAGUAUGAGAGCGCCUUCAGGUCUCAGAAGCUGCAGAACUGGUGUGAGACGAAGCGGUUCAAAGAGAGACCUACUGCACAGGAGGGACACACCACCUUCAUAGCCGAUGAUAGAGGACACCUGCUGCCAGGUUUGUGAAGGUGAGAGCACAUCUUACCUGUCUUUCUUCAGAGGUCAGAGUUCACUGGAGGGCAUUUCAUUUGUAUAAACAAACAUGAAUAUAUUUACACUUCUGGAGGCAGUGCGUGGCCGGACUUUAAGGGGACCUGGGAUCUACCUCCUCGUAUCCCGGCCCGACAUGUCAACCCCACGGGCCGCUCCGAGGAGGGUCUGAGAAGGCUGAGGUCCUGGGGGUUCGACCCCCAACACACAGGGAGGUCUCAGACACACACAAGCAGCAGGACCUCAGACGCAGGGGAGCAGAGGGAUAACAGUGUUCACCCUCCAUCAUCUGCAGCUAAAGCUCGACCGGCGUCUCAGAGCUGCCCCGUUACUGGAGGAAGCCAGAAACAGGACUGUGAGAGAGCUGAGAGUCGACCCGCUGAAGCUGCAGAGGAGAAACCAGCUGUGAGGUCUGCAGUGGAGGAGAAACCAGCGGUGAGGUCUGCAGCGGAGGAGAAACCAGCGGUGAGGUCUGCAGUGGAGGAGAAACCAGCGGUGAGGUCUGCAGCGGAGGAGAAACCAGCUGUGAGGUCUGCAGCGGAGGAGAAACCAGCUGUGAGGUCUGCAGCCUCACAGAGAAGCAGCAGCAGAGCCCACAGUGUCACAGGGAGAGGAGGGAGUGAUGCGGCACAGAAAGUAGUCCCCACAGGAACACCAUCGUCUUCCAAACAGAGACAGAUGCACAUAAUGACCAAUAAUCUUUAAACUCAUCUCUUGGAGAGUCUCUUUGUGCAGUUUGGACUCAUCAUAACAUCACUGAUUGUUUUGCAGUAGUUUGAAGUUAUGAAUCAAUAGUGUAUGAAUAUCUUAUAAAUAAGAUGACUGAUUUUAAACAUUAUCCUCCUUCCUCCUCCUGAGUGUCCUGUUUUAUGAUGCGUCUCCAUGGUGACACUCAGAGUAUGAGCUGCUAAAGAAUAAACCAUUGUUCACUCUUCUCUGAAACACAAAGCGGGAUGUUGUUGUCUCACAUUAGGCAGCAGCUUCAGUUUAACGUUUUUUCAGCUUGAGUUGACCUGCCGACAUUUUGCGGCUAACUGUAGAUAACAGAAGAAGUGUUGACGGGAACUCUGAGGCGUGCUCUCAAGAACACGUAUGGGUUCAGAUUAACAGACUGAGUCUGUCUGACAGUGAUAAGGAAAUAAACAACAAGAAGAUCCUCUCUGUUAUAAACCACAAGUCACACCUCAGCUGUUAAAAACACAAUGGACAACACAAGCAAACACGACAAGUAUGUGUGUCAAACUGUCAGCCUGUAUCCAUUUCCUCUGCUGUGGAGCAACAUUUGUAAUACCUCACGAGUCCAUUCUUGUUAAAAAACUUUACUUCGGGGUCAAAGUUAUAAAAUCUUUCUUUGCUUUAAAAGGU
Molecule: messenger RNA, 1679 nt
Organism: Labrus bergylta (ballan wrasse)
Lineage: Eukaryota; Metazoa; Chordata; Actinopteri; Labriformes; Labridae
Source: RefSeq, a predicted model, not a curated record